Xenopus tropicalis (tropical clawed frog) is the source of this 3753-nucleotide messenger RNA. RefSeq names its product G protein-coupled receptor 89B (gene gpr89b). NCBI's taxonomy places the organism in Eukaryota, Metazoa, Chordata, Amphibia, Anura, Pipidae. The record is from RefSeq and is a predicted model, not a curated record. The transcript is spliced from 15 exons. Bases 954 to 2321 code for a protein of 455 amino acids. Gene Ontology annotation, biological process: monoatomic anion transmembrane transport. Gene Ontology annotation, cellular component: membrane.
GUGACGGGUCAGCGGCAGGAGCCAAUCAGGUUGUAGAUGAUUUGUCCCUGGAAGUGUGAGCUGCUGCUGCCGGCUGAGAGGACUGUAGGGCAGACAGGGCUAAUGAAUGGCGAGAUCGACCAUGGCAGCGAUUAUCCCAGCACCAAUCUGACCCAGGGCUUGGCUAUCCCGGCACCAAUCUGACCCAGGGCUUGGCUAUCCCAGCACCAAUCUGACCCAGGACUUGGCUAUCCCGGCACCAAUCUGACCCAGGGCUUGGCUAUCCCGGCACCAAUCUGACCCAGGACUUGGCUAUCCCAGCACCAGUCUGACCCAGGGCUUGGCUAUCCCAGCACCAAUCUGACCCAGGGCUUGGCUAUCCCGGCACCAAUCUGACCCAGGGCUUGGCUAUCCCGGCACCAAUCUGACCCAGGGCUUGGCUAUCCCGGCACCAGUCUGACCCAGGGCUUGGCUAUCCCGGCACCAAUCUGACCCAGGGCUUGGCUAUCCCGGCACCAAUCUGACCCAGGGCUUGGCUAUCCCGGCACCAAUCUGACCCAGGGCUUGGCUAUCCCGGCACCAAUCUGACCCAGGGCUUGGCUAUCCCGGCACCAAUCUGACCCAGGGCUUGGCUAUCCCGGCACCAAUCUGACCCAGGGCUUGGCUAUCCCGGCACCAAUCUGACCCAGGGCUUGGCUAUCCCGGCACCAGUCUGACCCAGGGCUUGGCUAUCCCGGCACCAAUCUGACCCAGGGCUUGGCUAUCCCGGCACCAAUCUGACCCAGGGCUUGGCUAUCCCGGCACCAAUCUGACCCAGGGCUUGGCUAUCCCAGCACCAAUCUGACCCAGGGCUUGGCUAUCCCGGCACCAAUCUGACCCAGGGCUUGGCUAUCCCAGCACCAAUCUGGGCUAUAGCAAAUUAAUGAGGUUGUUUCAAGGAUUGUCGUCAGAGGUAUUAAAGUUGAUUUGCUGCCAUGAGUUUCCUCAUUGACUCCGUAUUGAUGGUUAUCUCCCAGCUGCUGUUUUUCGGCUUUGGGUGGCUGUUUUUUAUGCGGCAGCUGUUUAAAGACUAUGAGGUCCGUCAGUAUGUCGUGCAGGUCGUCUUCUCAGUCACCUUUGCCUUCUCCUGCACCAUGUUCGAACUUAUCAUCUUUGAGAUUCUGGGCCUUUUAAACAGCAGCUCUCGUUACUUUCACUGGAAGCUGAACUUGUGUGUGAUUUUACUGGUCCUGGUGUUUGUGGUGCCUUUCUACAUCGGCUACUUUGUGGUGAGCAAUAUCCGACUGUUGCACCGGCAGCGGCUGCUCUUCUCCUGCACAGUAUGGCUGACGUUCAUGUAUUUCUUUUGGAAACUGGGGGAUCCGUUCCCCAUCCUGAGCCCCAAGCAUGGAAUCCUCUCUAUAGAGCAGCUGAUCAGCCGGGUGGGAGUCAUCGGAGUGACCUUAAUGGCUCUGCUGUCUGGGUUUGGUGCCGUGAAUUGCCCCUACACCUACAUGUCCUACUUCCUGAGGAACGUGACCGACGCCGAUAUCUUGGCGCUGGAGAGGCGACUGCUGCAAACAAUGGACAUGAUCGUCAGCAAGAAGAAAAGGAUAGCAGCACUCCGGAGGAACAUGUUCCAGAGGGGGGAGGAGCACAGCAAGCCAAGUGGAUUCUGGGGGAUGAUAAAAAGUGUCACCUCCUCUGCGCCAGUCAGUGAAAACCUCUCCCAGAUUCAGCAGGAAGUGGAUGCGCUGGAGGAGCUGAGCCGACAGCUGUUCCUGGAGACGGCCGACCUGCACGCCACUAAGGAGCGCAUUGAAUACUCCAAGACCUUCCAAGGCAAAUACUUCAACUUCCUGGGUUACUUCUUCUCCAUUUACUGCGUAUGGAAGAUCUUUAUGGCCACCAUUAAUAUUGUGUUUGAUCGGGUCGGGAAGACGGAUCCAGUGACGAGAGGGAUAGAGAUCACGGUGAACUAUCUGGGCAUUCAGUUUGAUGUCAAAUUCUGGUCUCAGCAUAUCUCCUUCAUCCUCGUUGGAAUCAUCAUCGUCACUUCUAUCAGAGGCUUGCUCAUCACUCUCACCAAGUUUUUCUAUGCCAUUUCCAGCAGCAAGUCAUCCAAUGUGAUAGUGCUACUGCUGGCCCAGAUUAUGGGGAUGUACUUUGUGUCGUCCGUCCUUCUGAUCCGGAUGAGUAUGCCCCUGGAAUACCGGACCAUCAUUACAGAGGUCUUAGGGGAGCUCCAGUUCAACUUCUACCAUCGCUGGUUCGAUGUCAUUUUCUUGGUCAGCGCCUUGUCCAGCAUCCUCUUCCUGUACCUGGCACACAAGCAGGCCCCAGAGAAACACAUGGCCCUAUAGCCGGAGGCCCCAAUGGAGGCUGAUGGGUGGAAGAGACUUCUGUAGGAGGUUGUUUGCACUUGCAGGGAGCUGUGAGGCUGGAAUAGACCCAGUGGGCAGAGCAGCCUGGAGGUAUAGAAAGAGCCAUACAAUGAGAAUUGGACUGGUCCAUGUGGUCCAUGGGAUUUGAGGGUGUCCGUUAAGCCUUAAAGAAGGACAAAGCCUUUAGGUACAAAGCUUUUAGAUACAAAGCCUAUGUCUAGCAGAGCCACUUCUACAGCAAUUAUGUUAUUUUCUGUUCCUGUAAUCAAGCUAUAAAUGGGCUAUUGGGGGUUGGUUCUAGGUGCUACAUGAGAAGAGACUGCUGUGGGGCUUUAGCAGAAAGGGAAGUUAGCUAUAAAUGGGCUAUUGGGGGUUGGUUCUAGGUGCCACAUGUGAAGAGGCUGCUGUGGGGUUUUAGCAGAAGGGGAAGCUAGCUAUAAAUGGGCUAUUGGGGGUCGGUUCUAGAUGCUACAUGAGAAGAGACUGCUGUGGGGCUUUAGCAGAAAGGGAAGUUAGCUAUAAAUGGGCUAUUGGGGGUUGGUUCUAGGUGCCACAUGUGAAGAGGCUGCUGUGGGGUUUUAGCAGAAGGGGAAGCUAGCUAUAAAUGGGCUAUUGGGGGGUGGUUCUAGAUGCUACAUGAGAAGAGACUGCUGUGGGGUUUUAGCAGAAAGGAAAGUUAGCUAUAAAUGGGCUAUUGAAGAAAAGACUGCUGUGGGGUUUUAGCAGAAAGGAAAGUUAGCUAUAAAUGGGCUAUUGGGGGUUGGUUCUAGAUGCUACAUGAGAAGAGACUGCUGUGGGGCUUUAGCAGAAAGAGAAGCUAGCUAUAAAUGGGCUAUUGGGGGUUGGUUCUAGGUGCUACAUGAGAAGAGACUGCUGUGGGGCUUUAGCAGAAAGAGAAGCUAGCUAUAAAUGGGCUAUUGGGGGUUGGUUCUAGGUGCGACAUGAGAAGAGACUGCUGUGGGGCUUUAGCAGAAAGAGAAGCUAGCUAUAAAUGGGCUAUUGGGGGUUGGUUCUAGAUGCUACAUGAGAAGAGACUGCUGUGGGGCUUUAGCAGAAAGAGAAGCUAGCUAUAAAUGGGCUAUUGGGGGUUGGUUCUAGGUGCGACAUGAGAAGAGGCUGCUGUUGGGUUUUAGCAGAAUGGAAGAGACCAGAGGCUGUUGUGGGUCCCUCAUCGUCCCCCCCGUUAGCCAUAGAGGGAGCAGUCGAUCUGCAGGGAUUAUGUGUGUUCCUGAGCACUAGCCCCGGGGGGAAAAUCUAUAUAUUCAUGUUCAACUGAUUCGCUUAUUUGCCCCUCCUGCUACUCCUCAUUGUAUUUAAGGGGAGCAAAUCAAAUGUGCAAAUUGUCUUGUAUUGUGUUUCCCUAGGGGGAAACGAUUCCAGCAUUUCACAAUAAACUUACUGUGAUCCGGAA